UCAAACAUUAAAGAAUACCAUUAGUUUUUGUAUAAAAAAAUAGGAUUCACCAUUUUUUUGUUUUUCAUCUAUAAGUAUCACACAUCUAUAGUCCAUCUCCAUCACAAACAAACUAUCACAUUCGUUUCAUUGGCAAAAGAAAAUCUAUAUAAUAAAAAAAUCUCGAGAAAACAAAAAUGGGUAGCCUCACGCGUCUCAUAGUCUUCCUUUCCAUUUUGGCAGCCAUAACUCGAAAAUCGAACUCUCAGUACCUUUUUCCAAUCACCAAACACGAACCCACCAAUCAGUUCUACACCACUUUCAACAUUGGAUCCCCGACAAAAUCUCCCGUAAACCUACUCCUCGACCUCGGAACCAACCUCACAUGGCUCAACUGCCGCAAACUCAAAUCUUUAUCCUCUCUCCGCCUAGUCACUUGCCAGAGCUCCACAUGCAAGUUCAUCCCCGGUAAUGGCUGCGACGGCAAAUCCUGUCUUUACAAGCAACCAAACCCUCUCGGUCAAAACCCCAUUGUAACAGGCCGUGUCGUCCAAGACAUAGCUUCCAUCUCCACCACAGACGGCGGCAAGUUCCUCUCUCAAGUCUCAGUCCCCCGCUUCACAUUCUCCUGCGCCGGCGAGAAAACCCUCGAAGGCCUUCCUCCUCCUGUCGCCGGAGUUCUGGCUCUUUCUCCUGGAUCUUCGUCGUUCACGAAACAGGUGACGUCAGCGUUUAACGUCAUCCCUAAAUUCUCUCUCUGCUUGCCUUCUUCCGGUACCGGGCGUUUCUAUAUCGCCGGCAUUCAUUACUUUAUUCCGCCGUUCAAUGAUAGCAGUUCUUCUAUUCCGAUGACUUUAACUCCCAUUAGAGGCACUGACUCAGGAGAUUAUUUACUCCUAGUCCUAAAUAUCUACGUUGGUGGAAGUCCUUUGAAGUUGAACCCUGAUUUGCUAACCGGCGGAGCCAAACUCAGCACGGUGGUUCACUACACCGUACUUCAAACCGAUAUCUACAAUGCUCUUGCUCAGUCUUUUACACUCGAGGCAAAGACUAUGGGAAUAUUUAAGGUUCCAUCGGUGGCGCCGUUCAAACAUUGUUUCGAUGCGCGCACGGCUGGAAAGAACUUGAGGGGGCCGAACGUGUCGGUGAUAGAGAUUGGUCUGCCAGGGAGGAUAGGGGAGGUGAAGUGGGGGUUCUACGGUGCGAAUACGGUGGUGAAAGUGAAGGAAACGGUGAUGUGUUUGGCGUUUAUCGACGGUGGAAAGAAACCGGAGAAUUUGAUGGUGAUUGGGUCGCAUCAGCUUCAAGAUCAUAUGCUCGAGUUCGAUUUCAGCGGGACGGUUCUCGCUUUUAGUGAGUCACUCUUGCUCCAUAACACAAGCUGCUCCACUUGGACUUCCAAAAAAUAGAAUCAAUCACACAUGACAUGAUCAUCAUUGACUUUUUAGUGAAGAGUUGUUCGUCCAUCUAAAUGCAGAUGAAAAAUGAUGUUUGUUUAGUCCAAUUAAACACAUAAUCCAAAUGGUCGUAUUUCUCAAACUCAUCGGAAAGAUAUAAAAAAAUCUGAAAGAGUUUAAAUGGUGUAUUCAGAUGAA
This is a messenger RNA of Arabidopsis lyrata subsp. lyrata, 1574 nucleotides long. Its product is annotated as basic 7S globulin 2. NCBI's taxonomy places the organism in Eukaryota, Viridiplantae, Streptophyta, Magnoliopsida, Brassicales, Brassicaceae. The transcript has 2 exons. The record is from RefSeq and is a predicted model, not a curated record. Gene Ontology annotation, biological process: proteolysis. Gene Ontology annotation, molecular function: aspartic-type endopeptidase activity. Bases 177 to 1388 code for a protein of 403 amino acids.